UUGUCAAGACAACAUGUAAACUCUCGCUUGAGUACACCGACAUGGCGGAGCUGUUGAAAAUAAAACGCGAAUUUGAAGAGUUCCAAAAGGAAUACUACUAUACAAACAGAGAAGCUGAUGAGAACAGAGAGAAGGAGAACCAGGCCGUCACCCAGAUCCAGAGCUGGUUCAGAGGCUGCAAGGUGCGGGCUUACCUCAGCCAUCUGCACAAGAAGGCAAUCAUUAUACAGAAGAUAUGGCGGGGCUUCACAGCAAGGGCACGUGUCAGACAAAUGGUGAAGGCGGCAUAUUUUAUCAUGAAGAUGAAUUUCUACGAGGAGAUGGCGGUCAGGAUCCAGCGGACAUGGAGAGGAUUCUUUGUGAGGAAGUAUAUCCAUAACUUCUAUGCACGAAAAAAGUAUAUGGAAGGACUUGUCAUGAAAAAUGAACUAGUCAGGAGGGAGCUUGAUCAGCUGGAAGAUCUCCAGAAAAGGGAGAGAGACUGUCUGGAUAUGGUGAAAGAGCACACUGCCAAAGUCUAUCAAGCUCAUCGGUUACAUCAUCUCCUUAGUACAAAGCAGUGCCCAGGGGUCUUCAACUCUCCAUUCAGGCCAGCUCCUCAUGAGAUGGAGCUGCUGCUGAGGCAGCAGGUCAAGUACCAGGCCCCCACCAGGCUGGCCUCCAGGGGCAAGGCUUGUCUCUUGGGCAUCCCAAGCUCAACAAGCUCUAGUUUCCCUGUGACUCUUGGAUCCCCAUUGAUCAAAACCUCUAGAACUUACAGCUCCAGGCCCAUACUGCCUCCCAUUGCCAACAAGACACAGCAGGGUCUUUACGGAGAAGCAGGAGAGGCUUGGGAGCAGCGCUUGCAUUGUCGUGAAUUGAUGUUAUGUCUGCAGACCUCUUACAUGCACCUAGAGGAGGCCCAGAAUCAGCUACGUGAACUCGAGCCAGUGAGACUUAGAGGAACAGGAAGUACACUUCACCAUUUGAGCCAGAGCAGCAGUUCAUUUCCUCAUCCAGCCCAUACCGGCAAGAGCUUCAGAUGAUUAAUAUACACUGGUUAUCAGAGGAGUUUUACCCAGUGGAUGAAGACAUUACCCAGGGAUUCAACUGCACAUAAAAAAUGCUCUUUGCAUCACAAGGUAUUAUGCUUGUCAAUGAAAACGACACCAAAGACAAAACCCAGUUUAAUCAAUUGUAACUGCGUUCUCCCCUAAUUGUUCCCUGACUUUUCCACUAUGCACAUCGGAGCGUCACUGAAAUGUAAUCCACCCCAAUAAAAAUCUUUAGUGGGAAAAAGUAACAGUUU
This is a messenger RNA of Haplochromis burtoni (Burton's mouthbrooder), 1288 nucleotides long. RefSeq names its product spermatogenesis associated 17 (gene spata17). Gene Ontology annotation, biological process: mitotic cell cycle; establishment of meiotic spindle localization; spindle organization. NCBI's taxonomy places the organism in Eukaryota, Metazoa, Chordata, Actinopteri, Cichliformes, Cichlidae. Gene Ontology annotation, molecular function: protein binding. Gene Ontology annotation, cellular component: spindle pole. Bases 42 to 1025 code for a protein of 327 amino acids. The record is from RefSeq and is a predicted model, not a curated record. The transcript is spliced from 11 exons.